AUGGGAGAAUUCACCCCGAAGUUUGAGCGAGAUUUGGAAAGCCGCAGUACGGGCCCGAAGGCUCUUCCUACUGCUGGUGCUAUUGCCAUAAGAAAUGAAAAGGGUGAAAUAACAAUGCAAAAAGUGAAGGUGGUUCGAUAUAUGGCUGGGAAAGUACCAACAUAUGCCUUGGGAAAAAACGACUCAUCUGAUGGAGAGCAGAGUGAUGAGGAACAAGAGAAACCUCUUAAUGAUGCUUGGCAAAGGGAAACGAGACGCGCAACGGAUGUAAGUAAAGAAGAAGUAGGAGCAGCAUCGAGUUCAGAUGAUGAUGAAGAAGCGGAAAAAAGAAGGACGAGAGCAAGAUUACGACGAAUGCAAUUGGAAAUGCAAGAGGCUCCUAUUGAGGAAGAUGAACCUGACGAGGAUGAUGAGGAAGAAUUUGAAAGACGACGAGCUUUACUGAGAGCACGUGCUUUGAUCAAGGAAGAAGAAGAACUCAUAGGGAAGCAGGAAGAAGCAGAAGAAGAUGAAGAUAGUGAAGAAGAAUCAAGCGAAGAAGAAAGUGAAGAAAGCGAAGAUGAGACGGUCCCUAGAAUGAAACCUGUCUUCGUAGAAAAGAGUAAACGAAUAACAAAAAUAGAAGAAGAGAAGGAAAAAGAACGUGCCAAGAGGCAGCAAGCUGAGGAGCAAGAAAGGAAGGAAAGACGGAAGAAAGAAUCUGCAAAGUUAUUGGAAGAGGUUUUACGGCAUGAAGCAGAUAUGGAAAAAAGGAAGAAGGAAGAUAAUAUCGAUUUGACAUCAGUUGUGACUGAUGAUGAAAAUGAAGAAAUUGCAUACGAAAGUUGGAAGCUCCGUGAAAUGAAGCGAUUAAAGAGAAAUAAGGAGGAACGCGAUGCACUUGCACGAGAAAAAGCAGAAUUAGAUCGAAUACAUGGCAUGACAGAAGAAGAGCGCAAGCAGUAUUUAAGAAUGAAUCCAAAAGUUAUUACGAACAUGCAAAAGAAGGGGAAGUACAAGUUCCUUCAAAAAUACUUCCACCGUGGAGCAUUCUAUCUGGAUGUUGAAGACGAUAUAUUCAAACGAGAUUUCGCUGAGGCAACGCUUGACGACCAGUUUGAUAAGUCUGUGCUCCCGAAGGUUAUGCAGGUCAAAAACUUCGGGAAAGCUAGUCGUUCGAAAUGGACGCAUUUGACAGCAGAGGAUACGACUGAUCAUCAGGGUGCUUGGGCAGCUACGACUGCACUAAAUAGUAAAUUCCUCGUAAAACACGCCGGUGGUAUGAAAAAUAACUUUGAAAGGCCGGCUGCAAAAAAGCGAAAAACUGACGUGUAAUCCACUUGGUGUUGUUCUGUUAUUAUUUACAGAAUUUGUCAGUUUAUAUGCAUUUUUGUUUUUGUUUAUAUGAAAGAUACAACUGUCGAUAUUCCGUUAUGAUCGAUCGUUCACUGUUACUAUAAAUUGAAAACGCAUGUUUUCUGGGUUCUGCGUUUAUCAGUCUUAAAACUAUUGGUUGAUUCAUCUCAAAUUAUGUGAAAAGGAAACAGAGGUGGUGGAGAACAUUGGGUCACUGGUCAGCAUUAUAUCUUAUCCCUUUUUCAUGCAGUUUGUGAAGAUAAACCUGUUUCUCUUCUUUCCGUUUAAAUUUCACGCCGAAUUUUUGCUUUCUUAAGUGUAGUAAACAAAUGCAACAAGUAA
Loa loa (African eye worm) is the source of this 1677-nucleotide messenger RNA. RefSeq lists its product as hypothetical. Gene Ontology annotation, molecular function: RNA binding. Gene Ontology annotation, biological process: mRNA splicing, via spliceosome. The record is from RefSeq and is a predicted model, not a curated record. The coding region runs from base 1 to 1314 and encodes 437 amino acids. The transcript is spliced from 9 exons. Lineage: Eukaryota; Metazoa; Nematoda; Chromadorea; Rhabditida; Onchocercidae. Gene Ontology annotation, cellular component: U2-type spliceosomal complex.